AUGGCCCCUAACAACCUCCCCGCCAGCAUGGCUGCCACCAGCCAGGACAUUGAGAUGCUCCUGGCUGCCCAGUCCCACCUGGGUUCCAAGAACCUCCAGGUCCACAUGGAGCCGUACCUGUGGAAGACUCGCCCUGACGGUAUCAACGUCAUCAACAUUGGCAAGACCUGGGAGAAGAUCGUCCUGGCUGCCCGCAUCAUUGCCGCCAUUGACAACCCCGCGGACAUUUGCGUCAUCUCCGCUCGCCCCUACGGCCAGCGCGCCGUCCUGAAGUUCGCCCACCACACCGGUGCUGUCGCCAUUGCUGGCCGCUUCACCCCCGGUAACUUCACCAACUACAUCACCCGCUCCUUCAAGGAGCCCCGCCUGAUCAUCGUCACCGACCCCCGCACCGAUGCCCAGGCCAUCAAGGAGGCUUCCUACGUCAACAUCCCCGUCAUCGCUCUUUGCGACACCGACUCUCCCACCGAGUACGUCGACGUUGCCAUCCCCACCAACAACAAGGGCCGUCACGCUAUCGGUCUCGUCUGGUGGAUGCUGGCCCGUGAGGUCCUCCGCCUCCGUGGCACCCUCGCUACCCGCGAGACCGAGUGGGACGUCAUGACCGACUUGUACUUCUACCGCGACCCCGAGGCCGAGGAGAACAAGGACUCCGCCAACAUCGAGGAGGCCAAGGUCCCCGGUGCCGACGAGGUCGGUGCCGCCGCCGUUGCCGACGGCUUCACCAACGAGUGGGAGGUCUCCGGCGGCGCUGCCGGUGCCUUCGCCGCUGCCUCCGGCACUGCUGGCGCUGCUGCCACCACCUCCUGGGACCAGGACGGUGCUGACUGGGCUGCCAGCACCGGCCCCGCCGAGACCGGCAACCAGGGCUGGGCUGCUGACACCUCCGCCCCCGCCGAGGGCGCUGCUCAGUGGUAA
Messenger RNA from Aplosporella prunicola CBS 121167, 918 nucleotides. RefSeq lists its product as uncharacterized. Gene Ontology annotation, molecular function: structural constituent of ribosome. Gene Ontology annotation, cellular component: ribosome; 90S preribosome; cytosolic small ribosomal subunit. Bases 1 to 918 code for a protein of 305 amino acids. The transcript is spliced from 2 exons. Lineage: Eukaryota; Fungi; Ascomycota; Dothideomycetes; Botryosphaeriales; Aplosporellaceae. The record is from RefSeq and is a predicted model, not a curated record. Gene Ontology annotation, biological process: ribosomal small subunit assembly; cytoplasmic translation.